Molecule: messenger RNA, 1863 nt
Organism: Podarcis raffonei (Aeolian wall lizard)
Lineage: Eukaryota; Metazoa; Chordata; Lepidosauria; Squamata; Lacertidae
Product: olfactory receptor 6F1-like
Exons: 1
Coding region: 236-1207 (323 amino acids)
Biological process (GO): G protein-coupled receptor signaling pathway
Cellular component (GO): membrane
Molecular function (GO): G protein-coupled receptor activity; olfactory receptor activity
Source: RefSeq, a predicted model, not a curated record
CAUGAAGUAUAAAGUGUAGAUGGAUGUACAUUCCUCAACAUUUGGGGAUAUAGAUAGAGAAGUAUGGAAGGAUACAUUUGGUUCUCCAUCCCUGUUCAUCACAUUCAUCACAUUUCUGACAUUCCUAAAAACAAAUGUAAAUAAAUGUUCUUAAAUAUAGCACAUUAAUCUUUCCCCUUUUUGUUCCCUUUGUCACUCCUUCUCCACAACUUUGCUAACCAGAGAGAAUGUCGACAUGGAAUCUUCUAACAGGAGUGUGGUAAAGGCGUUUGUCAUCUUGGGGUUCUCAGCUUCUCCACAGCUUUCUAUGCUGUUCUUCACCCUAGCCUUGGCCACCUAUGUUCUCACUGUUACUGCCAACAUCGUCAUCAUCUCAGUCAUUAAGGCAAACCCAAAAAUGCAGCGACCCAUGUACUACUUCCUAGGCAACUUCUCCUUCAUGGAGAUCUGGUAUACCACCUCCACUGUGCCGAAGAUGCUGGAAAGUUUCCUGGCUGGUGGGAGUACAAUCACUGUGGCGGGUUGCAUUGCCCAGCUCUAUCUUUUCUUCGCCUUGGGCUCGACUGAAUGCUUCCUCCUGGCUACUAUGGCUUAUGACCGCUACUUGGCCAUCUGCCGUCCUCUUCAUUAUCCAGCUCUUAUGACUCUGCAAGUAACUACAUGGCUGGUGACAGCAGCCUGGGUGGGUGGAUUUCUAGCUCCUUUGCUCCCCAUUGUCCUCAUCUCCCAGCUCUCAUUCUGUGAGCCUAAGGAGAUUCACCAUUUCUUUUGUGACGCUGGGCCCCUGUUGAGGCGCUCAUGUGGCAAUGCCUUUGUCAGCUCUACCCUAGUCACAGUUCUGGCCUCCUUUGUCAUCCUCAGCACCUGCUUGCUCACCAUGGUAUCCUAUACCUUUAUAAUCUCAACCAUACUUAGGAUCCCCUCAGCCAGUGGGAGACAAAAGGCCUUUUCCACCUGUGGUUCACACCUUACUGUGGUGGUGAUUUACUAUGCCACAGUUAUCUUCAUAUAUACAAGGCCCAUUUCCCCUUCUCCUUCUAAGCUAGACACAGUGGCAUCAGUUUUUUAUGCAGUAGUCACCCCACUGCUCGAUCCAAUGAUUUAUAGCUUAAGGAAUAAGGAGGUAAAGGAUGCUUUGAAGAAGUUGAUGAGCAGGAACCGGGUCUUUGUUAAAAAUAUUGGAGCUAUGAUCAUGGUUUGCUGGUAGAAAAGACAAUAUGUGGGCAAAAUGCUCAUUAGCUCUGAUGUGCCAAACAGUGGCGGAGCAAGCCGAUUGGGCGCCUGGGGUGGCGCACGUGCCCUGUGCCCAGGGCCAGGGCCAGCCAUCCGUGGGAAUGGGGUGAUCUGGGGCAGGAUGCUCCAUGGGGCCUCUGAGGAGUCUGCCUGCCUCCUCCCACUUAGCUGCCCUAUAGCUGAGGGGGAGGCGGUUGGUGGGCCAUUUGGGGCAGAGCAUUUGUCACCCCCCUCAGUGGUGAUAUCCGGGGCAAACCACCCCCUUCCUCCACCCCGGUGCCAAAAUCUCUCUUUCUCCUCCCUCCUUUAUUCUCUUAUUCUCCCUUAUUCCCCCCCUCCUUCCCUAAAAGGCUUAAAAUCAUUCGCUUCCUCCAACCACAGGAAGUGUAGUUUGGUGGUAACUACACCAAACUUUGCAGUUUGCAGUUGGAUGAAUCUGUCAAAAUUUGGUUUCUCGCAAUUUCUCCUUUUUACAGUCAUAGUCCAAUUCACCCAAUUUCUGCCCCCAUUUGUCUUUCAUUUUUAAAUUCCCAUGAAAAUUCUUACAUUUUUUGCACACUUUUCUCCGCAUAUGCAAAUUUUUGUAGAAAGUUUUGCCUAGCUUUUUUGCAAGCAGUUUUCAUUUCACAG